AUGAAGAUAAUUUGUGCAGGCAUGCCAAAAACUGGUACUAAAUCCAUCUCCGAAGCUUUGCGAUACCUUGGAUUCACGGUCUUUGAUUGGGAAGAGCAGACGUUGGAUUUUUUGGACCACUGGGUUGAUGUUUAUCAAAAUGGUGCCCCGCCAGAUGUUCAGAGAGUCUUCCAAAAUGCUGAUGCAGUCGUUGACUUUCCUGGAAACUUCUUCUGGGAGGAAAUACUGGAAGCUUUUCCUGACAGUAAAGUAAUUUUAAGCGAGCGAGAAGAGGUUUCUUGGGUGAAAAGUUUAGAAAACCAUCUUGAACUGCGUGAAGUGGAGAGAUCCAGUAAUUUCUUCCGCGUCAAGUUAUCGCCAACCGCAAGAAAGAUGGAUCUCGUUCUAUAUCCUCAUAUUAACGCUAUUCUUGGCUCUACAAACAGUAAGUCAGCUUGUAUUUCGCGUAAGCGAUAUCGCAUGCACAAUCAUCGUGUUAAGUCGCUUGUUCCACCAGAGAAGCUGUUGUUGUACAACGUAAAGCAAGGUUGGAAACCGCUAUGUGAUUUUUUGGACUGCAGGGUUCCAAUAGUUGCCUUUCCCCAUGAAAAUGUCAAAGGCGACAUGGUUAAAUUUUUUUUAUCCAAGACAAGAUACGGACGACAGGUGAAGUGGGAAAUGCAGAGAGCAACAUCUAUAAUCCUAUCUAUCAUAGCAGUAAUUCUGGCCGUAUUUUUUGCCAUUAUAUUUUUUUAG
Molecule: messenger RNA, 735 nt
Organism: Porites lobata
Lineage: Eukaryota; Metazoa; Cnidaria; Anthozoa; Scleractinia; Poritidae
Source: the annotation of a GenBank genome assembly